Porites evermanni is the source of this 18239-nucleotide messenger RNA. NCBI's taxonomy places the organism in Eukaryota, Metazoa, Cnidaria, Anthozoa, Scleractinia, Poritidae. The record is from the annotation of a GenBank genome assembly.
AUGGCUUUUGACCAAAGCAUAUCCUGGUUUCAGGAGAAGGUAAGAUCGUUGAUUGUUGCUAGAUAAAGUUAGCUAAAGUCCCUAAUGGUUUUUAAAUAGCCGAGUCUUAACACAAUUUACUAGUUUCCUUGGAAUGACAGUUCAUUCAAUAUUUACAUUCGAGCUUUGCUGAAUGCUGUACUGGUCGACUUUAAAGACACCAAGUUAGAUUUAACCUUGAUUUAGAUCGUGUCUUGGUAAUAGCAUGUCACUUUGCCCUUAUUAAAAAGCCCCGUUAUCUAGCUAUAGUUUAUUUCCUUCAAGAAACGCGAGGAAAAAUUCUCAGCUGAUUGCAUGAUCGUUUUGCGUUUACAUUCUCAAAGUAACAUACAAAAAAACAAGCCACUUAAAAUCUCUAUUUUCACGUCGAAAACGACAAGAUACUUUUCUACAGCAAAUUCUGCCGGUUUAAUGGUUAAGCCGUGCAUGAGCCUGGCGUUCGGAUUUCGUCCUUUAAUUCUUACAAUUACUGGUCAUGAUAGCCACACGUUUUUAGACUCGGAGACAGCCCGAGAACAUUUGUUAUUAUGCAAAUAUUUUCAGCUGAAUUGUUUUCAACCCAUAUUUCCAGGUUUAACUUUUAUGAUUGAUUAUUCUGUCUAGCUUUGUGGAUAAUUCAUCACUUAACAGAGAAAAUAUUUGCAUACUUCGUUCAAACUUUUUUUGUCUAUAAACGGCUGAUAAGUUUUAAAGCAUUUAAAAAUUAUUUCAAUAUUUCAUUUUGUUCUUAUAAAUUGGAAAAUGAAAAUGUCUUCUGAAGAAAUGCAAGGAGAUUGUCUUGAAGAUAUUGAAAAUUGGUUUUCUAUAUUAAAGUAUUAACCUUGGGUCUUCCAGAAACUUGUCCAAUACUUCAUUCCUCCUACAGAAUUCCUUCUUUGUAGUUGUUUUUUGAAAUCUCAAAUAACUAUAAAAAACAUCUCUGUGACUGAAGAAAGGGCUCAAAUGAGAAAUGAAACACAUCUUAACAGCCAAAUUAGUUCAAAUUAUAUUUCACAAUCCAAAAGGAAUAAUUUAUUAAACACAAUACUUGUAUGUGGCUUCUAGGAAAUGUAUAAUUAAUAUAGUUAACUGAUUGUAUGACCCCAGGAAUGUAUUUUGAAAUUCUCCAAGGGGGAUGCAUUAAUAUGUUAACCUGCUGUUUACUCAGGGGUUUAGCCAAAUGUAUGUGAAAUACACAGGUUGCUGUAGUAUUUUGAGGCAAAAUGAAAUGGCGUUGCAUUCCAGAGUUGGAGGGUAACCAAAUUCGAGAGGAAAGAUUUUUGUAUUCUGUCGAUGCCUGGUUCAGUGAUAUCUUAGAUCUUACAAGUAGAAUAAUUUUUCACUUAAGUUGUGUGUAGCCAUUGUCAUAAAAUUUCUUAGGCAUAAUCAAUGGUGAAAUUGGCAUUUUAAAUUCUGAAUUCUGCCACGCAUCCAUCAUUUUUGGAGGUAAAGGUAAAAAGAAUUAGAGUGCGCUCGCUAAUAAUUGUUGAUUAGUACUAGUUUGUUUACACAGCUUGAUAUUUAGUUUACUCAGAUGGUUGGGCCUUUGCCAAGCAAAUUGAACUUGCACUAAAUUAAACAUGAUUGUUAAUGUUGGUUAAUUAACUGAAUUUUGCUUUUUAAUUUAAUUGCACUUUUACCUAUGAUGAUAUGUGAAAAGUUUGUCUUUUCCUGCAUAGGAACUUUAAAAGCUUAUCACAGAGAUAUUGUCAUCAAGUGGUUGGCAUGAAGAAUUUGUCUCAGUAUUAGAAAGGUCUUUUUCUUGAUGAAAAGUUAUAUUCCUUGCCAAAAACAAAUGUCCCUUCCUUGACAGAAUAGUUUCUUCCUUAAAAGAAAGGUCCUUCGAUGAGAAGAAAGUCCCCUCCUUGAUGGAAAGGUCCCUUCCUGGAUGAAGAAGGUCCCUUCCCAGAUAGAGAAGUCCCCUCCUUUCAAGAUAGAAAGACCUCUUUCUAGCUAGAAAGGUCCCUUCGUUCCUAGAUAAAAGAGGGUCCCUUUGUGGAUGGAGACUGAAGUCCUUAAUUCCUUGAUAGAAAGGUCCCUUCCUUGAUUGGAAUUUUCCCUCCUCAAUAGAAAGUUCCCUGCUUUGAUCGUGUAUGUUUUUCCUUUUCUAGCUUGGUAAAUAUGAUAAAGCUUCAUGGGAAAGAACUUUUGAGGAGCAAGAACAAGAAACUGUAAAUAUUUGCAAUAUUAUUUCUGUUGUUAUGUUCAAGUAUUAUAAUGAAUUUUCUCUUAGACUCACAAGCUAAAAAGAUGUUACGAUGAAACAACAAGAAUGUACAAUGAAUGGGACCAGUUUGACUCUGAAAAGGCUCAUUUCAAUAGUGAAUGAGUCAGGGUGGAGGUCGUUAUCCCAGUCAUCAGCUCAAUGUUGUUGUGCAAAAAAGAAAUCUGUGUUGUGAGGCCAUCAGAGUCAUGAAAUGACAGCUUUGGAGCUGCAAGAACCAGAACAUUUCCAUUUUCUUCUGAUUAUGCUUACGUCUACAUACAUGUACUUCACUCGUGAUCUUGUGAAAACUAGACUGUUUGAGUUGAAAGCGAAAGUGGAAGAAAAAAACUACUAAGUGAAUUACAGUACUUGUUCCUAUGCAAGCUGUGAUUAAACCUAUCAACAAUAGAUGGGUGUGGGGAAGGUGCCUGAUGAAACCGAAGUGGGCUGCAAGCGAGCCUAGAAGGUAACCAUGACCACCCUGAGAGGGGCACCCACCGGGCACCGUCACACUGAGAACCUCAGUGGAAAGAGUUGCAGAUACUUACCAAAAAGAGCAUCCAGAGAAGAGGAAGGGUUGGGGGCAAAAAACAACUGUAACUACUGCAUGCAAAAGCAACGUGAGCAAAAUGAUUGACUCCUGUUACAGCGCUGUAAAAUCACUAAGGCCCUGCUAAACCCCAAGACCGCCUCACAUACAAUUAGUGGUGGAGACCGCUGUGUUUAACCUCGCGUAAAUUACAUUUAGCCACAUUUAGUUAUAGAAUACUAACUGUAGAUACUAGAUUGUGGUACCUACAAUAUGGUCAGUCUUACUUGUAAUCAGAAUUUAGUUGUCAUUGACUGGUCUAGCGUCCUUCAUACUUACAAAUUGUGAUAAUUGUUUUCAGUGAUCGGAAGCAUUUUCCUUUUUUCAAUUCCUUUCCUGAAUCAUGUGCUUUAAUUUGUAGGGUUUUAUAGAUGUUCCCAAAAAGCCCGGUGGUCUGAAGCCUGAGCUUAUAGAUGUUGAUCUUGUUAUUGGUAUGUGCUUAGAAAAACCUUUUAGUUAAUUAAUUAAUGUCUACCAGUACAUUGUAAGUUAUUUUGAUUUUGAUGUAGACUGGGAAACUCUUUGUCAAGGUCAUGCCUUGAAUCUGUUUUCUUUUAGUUAUUAAAAAUAAUUAUUAACUUAAUCAUAACUACAAUGUAUAACAAAAUUCGCAAAUCCGAUUGGCUAUCAACUGUCCUGAUUUCAGUACUAAUAGGACAGUGUAAUAGGACAGUACGUGUCAUGCCUAAGUGACUGGACAGUACUGGCAAUCGCACGCUCUCACUGACUUAAAUGACUUUUUUCACUUCUAACAAAAAAACUCUGGGAGUUUCUUAUGUUUACAUAAAAAAAAGCCUAAAAUACCACAAGUUUUGUUAUAGUUAAGAUUAAACAAAUUGGACUCUCACUACGUGGUCGUCUGAUUUCGUCAAUCACUCGUAUGACUACAGACUGAAUUGGACUCCACUCAGUCCUAUUAACAUUAUUUAUUUUCUUGCAGGCUCCACAUUCCCCAAGACAAAACCAGUUCACACUUGGUCAGCUGUCACCCAGAAAGGUGUAAUCCGAGUUCUACUCUUCCCUUUCUUUCGAUCAUGGUAAGGCAACCAAUAUAUUUAAGAACAUUUUACUGUGAUCAGAAUCUAAUUUCUCCUUAUGAUUAUCACUGUAAAUCAAACAUGAAGGUUGUGAGAAUGACAAGGAAAUGUUCAUCAACAAUAAAAGUCUGGUGAUUUUUUAUUACUAGUUCUCAUUCUAAAAACAAGUGCCAUGAAAUGCAUUGAGAUCAGUGUAGACCCUAGCCUAACAUUAUGGAUUUCCAUGAUUUUACUCCAUGAUCUUACCCAAGCCUUUUGGAUUUGCAGCCUGUUAAUAGAAUCCUGUGCAAGUAGGAAAAAGUUAUUGAGGAUGCACAUUAUUAAAAUUUGGCCGUGAUCAGAGGAUAAUAUAUGGAGUGGUUUUAUUACAAGGCAGUUACCAGCCAUAUAAAGAAUAAAUAAAUCCAUUGGCAGCUGCUUGUAAACCAGCCUUUUUCUUGUUUUUUUCAAUGUUUACCAUUUCCUGCUAAAAUUGUGUAUGGCCAUAAUAGUACUUAAGUUGGGUGGCUCUUAAAGCAUUUAUACUUGAAAAGUCAUUGAAAUCCACACAUUAAGUGCAAAUAUAAUGUGUUUAAUACAUUUGUAGACAUUACACUGCACGGUGCUUAACUGUUUUCUUUCUCUAUUUCUCUUGUUUCAGGUGGACCCAGCAACUGUCACCCAGAUUGUGGUUCCUGUUCUUGUUUUUGUAUUUAUGUGAAAUUCUGGUGCUUGUUAUUUAUUUGAGAGAAUGGGAAUCUCAUUGGAAAGUAAGUAAUUUAGUAGCAUAUUGAUGUACUUUACUUUGAUCCCUGUGGGUGUAGGUGAGAGUAGUUAAUGGUAUUCUUGGUAUUCUUGCUAGCCUGUACCACAGGUGGAACAAAACUUCUGGUUAAGUCUGUCUUCAACUACGUGCCAAAAUCCUUGUUCUGGGCCUCCAUCUGUGUAGUGGAAUUUGACUUGGCACCAUGACUGGCCUGUUAAAAAUUAUGCGGUUGUCAUUUUGCCAAUCAAUCGAUUUCCCAGAACAAGGAUUAUACUAACAGGGGUUGAUUAUGACGCUCGGAUGCAAGUUAUAUCCUUGCGUGCUCUCACAAAAAUUUUAGGAUGUGUUGUUAGUAGGAUCUGUUUUGUCUACAUGUACCUCAUUCCCCAAAAAAUAACUGCUGUUUUUUUCUUUUGAGGUUGUAACAUGGUCAGAGGCUUGUGGACCAGCUUUGGUAAGAGUUUUAUCAUUAUAAAUUUGCCCACCCCCAAAGGGAUGAUCAUUUACUAUAAAGCAAGCUUCAGUAAAGAUUGGACACAAUCAGCAUAUCUCCUUUCCGUUGCAUCUAAUUUGUGUGUUAUUCACUUUUCUCUGACCAGUGCAUUGCCCCGCCUUAUAUACCCUCAAUUUAAUUCUUUAUCUGUUUUUUACUUAUUUGAAAAAAUGUCAAUUGUUACUCUACACCCAGGAACAAAGUCACAAUUGGAAUCAGACUACUCUUUUCACUUGAUCAUACAGUAACGCUUUACGCUUCUUUGUUAGUGAAAACCAGCCUUUUAAAACUGCUUUGCUACACUGCUUUCUCAGAUAGUCUGUGAUAAAAAUAAAUAAUAAUUCUGUUUUAUUUUUUAGAUCAUGGUGAUGUUAGGGGUGUUGUAUAUGUACAUGGUCUCUACAGACUACUCUAGUUCUUCCGGGAGAAGAAAAGUCAAAAGUAUCAACAGAAGGUAUAAAGCCGAGUUUGUAUCUAAGCUUGUGUAGUCAAAUGACAAUAGAGCGGUUUUCACUUGACUGUCCAAAGGGAUUGGUUUUGGUUUUGGUUUUGGUUUUACUACGCCCUUUGGUUGGCUAGUGUAUUUACUUUGGUUUUGGUUUUAUGACAGUCAAGUGAAAACCGCUCUAUCAAACUCUUACUAACAGCCACCUGUUUAUGUAGUCAAACGACAAUAUCAAACCCUUACUAACAGCCACCUGUUCAAAACAGUCACAUUUUUCAUUGCAGCAGAGGGAUUUACUCUUGUUUAACUGGAAAAAAACAGAUACGAUGAGCAGAUGCGAAUAGCUGAAGGAAUAGACAAGUUCGUAUUAAUACUUGAGACAGCGAUAAUAUCUUAGCUGUUGAAGCUGAUAGAAUUCCCCAGUGGAAGGUGGUGGCCCCCUCCAUACUAACCCCCACAUAUGUGGUUUUGUCAUGUGAAAGUUUCUCCAACAUGCCUUUCAGUAAUCUUUUGUUGCCUACUAUUAUUUUUUCUCCUCCUGCUUUCAAUUUUCUGGGGAACCAUGUUUCCUCCCAAGAAGAGCGCCAUGGACACAAAAAAUGCUUAGAAUCCCCGGUAGGCAACAAGUCAAAUUUCCAGUUUUUGGUAGUUGCUCACAUGUACAAUGCAUUUAUUUAUUUAUAACAUUUUUGCUCUCUCAUCUACUCAUAUAUUUAAUCUCUGCUUUACAGAGGAAGAGCAGCUGCCAGACAGAAGAGAAAAGGCAGCGGACAAGAAAAUGGAGGAACAGUAUCGCAUAACGGGCUGAUCAUAAAUGGUGUGCGGCAAAGAAAAACUCAGCAAGCUGCUGAAUCAGGGCCUGGUAAAGGCUAUUUUUUUGUGUCUACUAAAAUUAUCAUAAACAGUUUCAUCAUCCUACCUCUAGGGCCAUGACCUAAGUUUGUAGUAGCCUGUUCCAGGGUCCGAGAUAGUCGGGUCGCGAAAUUGAGAGAGCGCGAACGCGAAAAUAAAACGGGAGGAAACUUUGGAUCAAUUUAGGUGUCUGGGAAACUGCCCACCAACCCCUCCCCUAAGCUAACACAAACACUUAGUUCUCAAAACGAUGGCUUAGGGGAGGGGUAGGUGGGCAGUUUCCCUGAAACCUAAAUUGGUCCGAAACGUUUUCAUGUGCCUUACGCUCGCAUCUCUUCUAUCUGAGAGUUUGGAACGGCCGAAGUUGGUAGAGUGGUGAAACUCUGAUGCUGUUUUUUAAGUGAGACAAAAGAGAAACCUAAAGAAUAUACGGGCUGUAUAGGCCAGCCACCGCUCUGUUUUAGAACCCUGUUUUAAAAAAUAGACAGAAAACAUGCAUGCUUGGCUAUUUCUUCACGCAAGAAAUGAAAACCUUGUUCUGGGCAUUUUGGCGUAAAAUUUUAUCUGAGGUUCAAGACAGACAGGCCAAAAAACGGAAAAGCUAUACCCUCUCCCGACUCCGAGCAUCAUGUACCCACAACGGCCUGCCCCACUUUCCCCACUAGAUUCUACAAUACAUGUAGAUCGGUGCUGCAUAUUACAAUAAGUUAUCAGACUUUUAAUUUCUGAUGAAAGCUUUACCCAUCACUGAUGAAAUUGUACUUGCCGUUAGGCAUAAAUAUGACUGUACAGAUCAAAGACCAGAGACUUUCAUUUUGAAGACACACUUUUGUAUUGUUACCAGUGUGCGAUAACAAGUAUAACAGUGAAGCAGUGGAAAACAUUGAACAAGAGAAUGCAAAGGAUGCGGACAACGAUAAAACAGAAGAAGAAAUGAGCGAAAGCGGAGAAACAACAUCAUCUACAACGGAGAGUGAUGUGUCUGAUGUUGAAAUGGAUAGUAACAAUGAAGACCCGUUUGCUUGGGAUAAACAGGUAUGGCGCUAGUGUUUAUUUUUUCACCGGUCAUUUCGUCCCCGGUUACCGGUCAUUUCGCCCCCGGUUACUUAGCGCCCUAUUUGGCUUCUGGAUAUCUAAUGAAAACACUGCGUUCCGCGACACGACCUAGCUAAGUCGGUAAAGCGCUUGACUGCAGAGCACGAGGUCGCGAGCUCGAUUUCCGGAGCUGGGUCAAUACUUAAGGCCCUACAAUAACUGAGAACUGAAGGCAUUGUCUUUGCCCUGUAAUUACAUCAUUACUCGCGUGUUCGCGUGGCUCGGAUGACUACAUAAAAUGGUGGUCCCUUUUAAAUAGGGGGCAUAAAAAAUAGUGUACUUAAUUAGUACUUUCGGGCCAAAUGUAUCGAAACUCAAAUGAAUUGCGGAUUAAAUUGCGGUACUAAAUAAACGGGUUACCGGUCAUUUCGCCCUAAAGUCAUUUCGCUACAGGUUACUUAGCCCUAUUUUAGAACGAGGAAUAUCAUAUUUGAAGCGUGCUUGUUUUGGUUUAUGGCUUAGAGAACAAGGAAUAUUACAUUCGAAGCGCGUUUGUUUGCUUUUUGGCUUAUAGAAUGAGGAACAUUACAUUUUGAAGCGCGCUAAACGACUAGAAAAUAGUGGGUUGAAAGAAGGAGUUGAAGUCAUUUCUAGGCCGAUCUUGAGUUGUUUGGUUAUUUGGUGAAACACUGUUUGAAGUGUUUGGUCUGGUGGUAACUGAGUAUAUAUCCGUGUUAAUAAUAGCAUAAUCAAUACAAGUUGUAUUGCACUUCAGAUGAAUGGAUCUCUUGGAUUGGAAGAACACCCGACCCCUCCACCAACUGCAGAAAAAGGUAACAUACAGCUUGAACUUUACCUUAAAAACUGUAAAAACCCAGGACUUAUUACGGUGAUUCUAGGGUAUCGUAUGACACCAGGGGCUCCUGAGGACACCGAGUCGUGUGCCAACCACGACAACAACGGCAGUAAGAAAGUUAGAAAUCAGUUGGUAUUAUCUGCUCGUGCAUCACACUUUUUGGUUCAUUUCUGUGACGUAACUGCACGACUACGACGUGAGGACGUGAACAUACGACGACGAUUUUUUCCUCUCUCUCUUUGAAACUGGACACAGUCCGUAAGAAUUCUAACCGCUGAAAAAUUCAAGCUGAACCCACCCUCGAUGAAUUGAGCGAGGAUUAAAAAAAGCGAUAAAGUUGGAAGAGGCGCAAGUGAAGUGUGCUUUGCUGUCGAUGCUAAGUUUUCUCAGACUCCCUAAAGCAAACUAAAUCAUCAUUCGUUAUCACUGAUAUUAUACUUUUCAGUUAUGGUUUCAAUCUGGGAAGGAAAUCAAUGUAAAAAAGCUCAGUUGACUCUCAUGGAAAUAAGCACUGCCAUUAAGAAUAAAGUGGUAAGUCUGUCAAGAUGCGGUGGAUUUUCUUUUUUGUCUUUUCCUCUCAAGCAAAAAUAUUUGUGAGCGUUCCACGUCAACCGGAACUGAAGCCAUGAAGCUGCCAAAUUUGUCUUGCUAAGUUUCUUUACUCUUAUAGAAACAAUUUGCCGGUAAUUUCCGAUAAAACCACUGCCCAAGAACGCAAAACGACCACUUCCGGUUGACGCGCGUUGCUCAAAAACGUCCUAUUAUUUAGUUCAAACUCCUGUAUGUUGCUCUUUUCCAGGAUACCCACAAAAGCCACACUGGUUACGCGCAGUUUGCAAUUGUGGUCUCUGUGUUGCUGGCAUUUAUACCGUUACUCUUUCGGCUUUACAAUACAACUGUAAGUAUGAUAAUAUUUUCUGCUUUUGGAUCAAGUUACAUGAAAUCUCGUUUUUUUGGGAGAGCAUUCGGUUCUUUUCUAGUCGUAUUAGGAUUUUAUUAAGGUUUAUGUUUACUUUUGAACCUCACCACAAUGGCCAGCUUGGAGACAGCAAAAGUGGCCGUUGUAAAAGGGUGGCGGUUACGGGGAGGUAGGGGUGUGAAAUGACAGCUGUCUUUUUUCCUGGGAGCACAACAUGUUUAUUGUGUCAAGUUCGUGCUUUCUAUUAGCUGUUCUUAACUGACUCUCAGCCUGAGGUAUGUUCUAAGUUAGCCUGUUCCAGGCUCCGAGAUAAUCGGACCCGCUGAUUUGAGAAAGCGCGUAGACUAAAAUAAAACGGAAGGAAACUGGAAAGAGCUUUUACGCCCCGCCAACUUUUCGCGUGCCUUUUACUUCCGCGUCUUCCCCGCUAUCUGAGAGCCUGGAACAGGAUAGUUCUAAGUAUGUUCUUAAAAUGGUUUUUACAAAGAAGUACUGCAUUUACGCGCCAUACGGAUCAAAUCUAUUUCGUCGGUCACUGAUAAAAAAUGGCCAUUGUCAAGAGGUUAUUUUGGCAUUUGAUGACGUGCUUUAGUGGCCGUUGCAUUGUAGAGAGGUUUAAACAAGAGUCAAUGUAUGGACUGUCCGCCGGGUCAAAAGAAGGCGGCCGUUCAUUAGUGGAGGUUCGACUUUAUUAAAUAUUUUCUCUUUGUACCAGGGAAAGCUCGGAAACCUUUGGAGAAGUAAUACUCCAGAACUCUUGUGUACAAUGUUUGGAUAUACAGUUUGGUGAGUGCCGGUUUAAUUGAUUUGGUUUCUGAUUGUUUCGCAGCCUUGUCUCUUAGGCAACCGUUGCUUGUGUCGUCACGCAACCCUCUUUCCCACAAGUGAGGAGGAGCGUUGCGUCACGACACAAAGGACGGCUUCGAUGACUCAUAACCCUGCUUAUAAGAUGACUUAUGCUGAAAGUCAAAAGUCUUAAUUUGAUUCAACCAGAUGCUAGGAGAUGAGCAGGAAAAAAAUAUACUUAGACCUGUACGUAGUCAGUAAAAACUAUCGACCAACUAGUUGCUCUUCAUCUCCCGGACGGAGAUUGAAGAACGCCAUGCUUGUCAGGUAUAGGUUCCUUGAUGGCUGACCAGGCCUACGGGGCGUUUCCUCUUUCUUUUCGAUUCUUGUUCUGUUGUAGAGUUCCACAAAACAGCAAACAUUACUGGCUAGUAAAUAUGACUUAUAAGGUCUUAUAAUCCCAUUGUCUUGUCAGCAACGUGGUAUGGACCUGUAUUUACUGUAGCUUUAUUUCUCAGCACUUGUUCCAGAGUUCCCCCUUAAGACUCGCCUAAUUGUAGCUAUUCAGCAGUUAGUCUGUCUGGCAAAUGUAGGAAUCAAACCAGAGCUUUACCCAGGCUCUUUCUACCUGCUGAAAACGUGAUCAAUCUCAAUAUUCCAGCUAACAUAUAUCCUUUGUUUUUCAGGUCUCGUGUUAUUGUUGUUGUCAGCAUGUUGGAGAGAUUCUUCCUGAGUUUCUCGUUUUUCUUCUUGCUGUGCGUUGCAGAAAAAUCUUACCGAGAGGUGAGAAGUCAUACAACAUGACCUUGAUUCUCUCCCCCAAGUUGCUCACUAUUUGUCACCCCACUUUGUCACCCCGCUUGACCCUUCGCUGAUCUUAUCCGCUAUUUCUCCAACUGCAUUUAAGUCUCCUAUUUUGGGGGGACCGGGUUGGGGGGGAAGGGGGCUGAAAUGUUUUAUGGCAGAAAAAAAUGAAUCUAUAAAUAACCCUAAAAUUGCUUUUUCCCAGUCCUAAUGAGAGAUGAACGCUUUGGAUCGAUCUAGUUUCCAGGAUCUCUUUCAGGGAGACCCUCGAGAUUAGCUUCGAGCUACAACCAGUUGCAAAAAUGAUGAGACACUCCCCCGGAAAAACGACCUUUCUUGCUUCAAAUCGCUCCUGGUCACAGGUCUGUAAAAUAUAAUACUGACCUCCCUCCUCCCUCCCAUUCAAAGUUGUUCCUCCAAGUUUUGAGUAUGGUCUUGUAUUGCUAGCAACUUUGAUAAGGGGUGGAGGGGGGAUCACAAGCACAAGAUCAUGGACAGGCCAUUUAUGCCAAAAUACGGUACAGUGUCUCAAGUACUUUUGCAACUGGUUGUCUCAUUUAAGGCUUACUUCAACAAGCGAUUUCCAAGUCUUAAAUUCCCAAAACGAAGACUAUAGCGACAUAAAGAAAUAGAAUGGCACUUUGUGUUGCUUUUCCCAGCCGAUACAUCAUUGUCAUUGAUAGCAAACUGCCUAAAAGAGCGCUUAAGAAUGUAGUGACUUGUAAAUUUUGCCUCAGUUUUGUUGUGACGCAUGCGCCGUUAUCUACCGUGACAUAGCUUAAAGUUUCGGCGUUGUAAUUAAACUCUGAGAAGCGCGAAUGCAUAAUAACAGCAUAAUUUUCCUUUUCUUGGUAUUUAGAGAUACUAUAGUUGCGAAUAAAGCUGCCAAACCUUCAUUUUCACCCCUGUAUCUGUAACGCAAUGACAUUUGAUAUGCAAUGGCUUUAUGUCAUCGGUAUACCGCGUGACUUAUUUUUCAACAUCGCUGUUAAAGUAAAACCGUUCAGUUUUUUUCAUCUACUACGGUGAAAAUAAAAUGGUUAUUAAAGUCCGUUAGAGCUAGAGAGCAGAAAAAGUUGUGUGCUAUGUUAAUUUCUAUUUUCUGACGGUCUACCAUCAUCCACGGUCUACCAUUCUGCAACAGUAAGAAAUAGAAUAUAUUAAUAUAUUUAUCUCAUAUGAUGGUAGACCGUGUAGACCGUGUAGACCGUUGAAGCACGUACAUUGCUGACAUUGCUGUGCUGGAAAAUUGCUUUUCUUGGGGAUAGUGUCUUCCUUUUUGCAAAGAAAUUAAUUUCCUUACCAAGUACAGAACUACAAAGCCACGUUAUAUGCGAGCUCUCGCGACUAUGUUACUGAAAUACGCGCGUGAAUUUUCAUUAUCUGAUGCCUAGCCACACUCGGGCUUUAAAAUCGAAACAAAGUCGUAAGACGACCAAAGAGUAAACACAAAUCCAAACUUGUGUUAAGUAAAGUAAAGUCGACAACAGCUGCUUUUUAGCGUAACUUUUCUUUCCUGUAAAUGGCAGGCGAUAAAAGAGGAACCACGUCCACGUACUUAUCGGAAACAACAACAAAAAGCUAUCUCCUUGAUCUAGCGGGGCAUCUUACGUCACUUUCCUUCCAUAAAUAAACAUCUUUUAACCGAGUUCGAAGAAAAUAUAUUAUUUUUCGCAUCUCUGUAGCGUUUUAGGACCAAAAACCCCUUUCGUUACAGCUUACUUAAGAUGGUGUGGCAUCUUUUGCCACGUGCUUCCUUUAAAAGCCCAAUUUCUCGCAUAUUACCACAUAAACAAAAGGGCCAACAACUGCCGUUUUUGUCUCGCCAUUUUUAAACAGGCAAACCGACAAAAAUGAAAUACUGUUUUUUAUAACCACCUCCUUAGGUGCUAAGAGUGCACCACGUUUUACCCCGUUUAAUAAUCGUGCACCACGGCUAUAGGGGUAUGAAGGACUCAGACAACCAGUUGCAAAAAUGAUGAGACACUCCCCCGGAAAAACGACCUUUCUUGCUUCAAAUCGCUCCUGGUCACAGGUCUGUAAAAUAUAAUACUGACCUCCCUCCUCCCUCCCAUUCAAAGUUGUUCCUCCAAGUUUUGAGUAUGGUCUUGUAUUGCUAGCAACUUUGAUAAGGGGUGGAGGGGGGAUCACAAGCACAAGAUCAUGGACAGGCCAUUUAUGCCAAAAUACGGUACAGUGUCUCAAGUACUUUUGCAACUGGUUGUAGCUUACUUAUGAGGGCUGUAUGAAUUUUUUUUGUCAUAUUUAUAACCUAAAUCCCGACCCAGCGAUCAUCAUCUUAUUUUUCGUUUCGUUUCAGCGUUGCCUGUAUGCCAAGUUGUUUGGCUGGUUGACCUCGUCAAGAAAGUCUCGCCGUGCUGGUCUGCCUCACUUUCGUCUCCAUAAAGUGCGAAAUAUAAAGACAUGGUUGUCUCUUAGAUCCUUACUAAAGGUAAUUAUAAACAAUGUUUUCUUUCCAGAAUGCACGUAUCAAAACAAAAUGCUAGAAAGACGAUAAAAGUAACAUUUUUUAAAUAUUUUUAUCAGAGACGAGGUCCUCAAAGGUCUGUAGACAUGAUUGUGUCAUCAUCUUUCAUCCUUGGAAUGAUUUUAGUGAUACUGAUGUGUGUUCAGGUAAGUAAAGUAUCUGCCAUUUUUUGAGCGUGUAGUGCGUUUAAUUUUUAUACAGUCGAACCUCCAUGUGCGACUACCUCCCUUAAGCGACCACCUCCCAUAAGCGACCGCCUAUCCAGAACACUAAAAAUUUCCCAGUCAAAGACUCGCAGUUGGAAUCUCUAGUAAACGACCACCUCCUGUAAGCGACCGUGACCACUUUUCGGGCCUGAAAGUUUUAAUUUCCAAUAGAGUACCGAAGUGUGACGUCAUAGAAAAUGAAAUUUGUGAAAUUAUGGGAUUUGUUAAGAUAUUCCGAAAGAACAACGUCCAAGACGCCUACUCGCCAAAAAUUAGCAAUUUGGGGCAGAUUGUCUCUGAGAUAUUAACCCAGGUAUGCUCCGAUGACUCCAUACAAAUCCUUCUAAAUCUUGCCUGGUUCCUAAUCUUAUGAAACAAGCCAAAUUUAGAAGGAUUUGUAUAGAGUCGUCACAGCAUAAUUGGGCUAAUAUCUCAGAGACAAUUUGCCCCGAAUUGCUAAUUUUUGGCGAGUAGGUGUCUUGGACGUUGUUCUUUCAGAAUAUCUUAACAAAUCCCAUAAUUUCACAAAUUUCAUUUUUAUGACGUCAUCACUUCGGUACUCUAUUGUUUUCACCUCUUGUAAGCCACCACUUGACGUCUUCUCUGAUCUCGAUCUCGCUGUGUGCACUAUGAUACUUAGAAUAUACGAAGAACUUUAGUGACAACACGGAGCAACACAUGGCGUAACUUAGAAAUUAGAAUUAUCUUCCAUAAAGUAGAUGUACGGGGGCCUCUUUUUGGAAGAGGCCCCCUGUGGUUCGAUUCUUGGAAGCGAUUAUCUCCCCUAACCGAGAACUAAGUCUUUGCAUUUUGGGUGGUCGCUUACGGUAGAUUCGACUGUAUAUGAAAUGGUUUCAAUCGUAAGCCUCGAGAAAAGUGGUCUUUCUAAUCUGUAGGCGCGUUAAAACAAACACAAAACGAGCCAAAAUUAGUUACAACUAUGUAAAAAAAAAUUAAAAGGCAUUAGAUAUCCGUUAAAGAUUCCCCAAGGGCGCAAGGAAAUCGAAACGAGAUAACGUGAUAGUUUUCUUUUCCAGUCGGUCCGAUGAAUUGACUAAAAAUACAUUAAUUGAGUUUGAGAGCAGAUUAGUUGAAAGAUUUUUCGUCUGCUUUAAUUGGCCUUAAGAUUCGAUUUUACAUUCAACGCCGCAAUUGCACCAAUAGAGACUAGUGCGGACUUAAACGGCUGUGGAAGUUAAGGUAGACCGCGAGCGGUCGUCCUUUUUUUCUCAAAGCCACGCUUAGGGAGCGAAAAGUUAAAAUUAGGUAAAUUUAUGGUAAAAAGGAAUAUAGAUUGGGGUGGAGAUAGAAGAGAGGUGCUCCCGAUCUACUGUGACUCAAAAGGAAAAUAUGAGACCGCUCGCUGUCUCAAGAUAAGAUGAUUUCUCAAUUAGAAUGAGCGUGAAAGCGGCAAAAGCGAUCGAAAAUAGUGAAGGCGUUUCUGUAACCAGAAGGGAGGAGCUCAUCCAGGUUUUUGUUUUCUUGUAGCUCAUAAAAGGAAACGAAAAGGAGAGAUUUCUGUCCAUACUAUUUAACUGGGAAGUAUCAAUAUGGUGAGUAAUAUACCGUAAAAUUCCGAAAAUGAGCCCUUUAAUAAUGUGUUAUCCAAAUAAAACUUGCUGAUUAUAAUAAAAGUAACAACAACAACAACAACAACAAUAAUAAUGCUACCACUACUACUACAAAUAAUAAUAAUUUGUGCUUAUUAAUGUUAAGUUGUCUGUGUUUAUGUUUUGUGGUUACUUAAUGGGCUUUUUCAUUGCAGGUGUCUUGUGUUAUCAGUAUAUGUUCUGCGUUUCAUGACCUUGGGUUCAAAAAUCAACAGUAAAUUCACCAACACCUCGGGGCUACUCACAGAACAGGUGAGCAAAAGCGAAAUCCCUUUUUAUCAUGGUAGUGGAAAACGUAUGGCUACCCCGCCGGUACCUAGGAGAGGUCAGCUCCCCCCCCUUCUGGGUAGGGGGCACUUGAUGAUACUUUGGGUAGAGGUGUGCCGCCAAGGCCUUCAUAGCGUGCGAGCAAGCUCUCCGGGGCGCUGUGGCGGCGGGGCGGGGAAAUCAAGGAGAUCUUGCAACUACUUCUCGGGAAUUUGAAUAUCUGCAUCGAAAAAGUCGAUGCGAAAUGCUGAUUGACUGAGAUGACAUUAGUAAUGAUUAACCUUGGCACGUGUUUUUCAAUGUUUGUUUACAUUCGCGUUCGUUUCCACUUCGCGCUGAUGGGCGGAAAUCUUACAGCUCAGUCGUAGGGGAGCCACAGGGGAAUUGGUGGUGGAAUUCAAAUUCCAGAGACUUAGUUGCAACAGGAGCAAGCUCUCCUUCCUUUUCCGGCGCCGCCACCAGAGCGCUCCGGAGAGCUUGCUCGCAGGCUAGCCAAGGCCUUCAAACCCUAACUUUAUUCAAGAAAGAAUCGUUCCUUUCGCUACACUAUUUCAAGGCGAGAGACCGUAUCUUAUGGCCCUAAUUCACUUCGUCUUGCAUAAAGAUGUUAAGUUUUUUUUUUCUCAAACUAACAUCAUAAAAUUAGGUUUGUUUGGAAAAAAAGGCGGCACCACAAAUGUAGACCGCACAACACCAGUCUUCAGACUCUUUUAAAGGCUUUCAGUCCAAAAAGACAACCUCUCAGAGACCCUAAAAAGUGAAAGUUUUAUACCUUGUUUAAUACUCAAGACCCUGACCACCAUACCCUUUUAAGCGGCACAAACCCGUUUAGACAAGGGAGCUCUCCCCCGGGAGGUCAACUAAACUAACGUGGUAUUAUGAUGUAACCUGACGUACUGUUAUGGCGCAGAAAGAGAGCUCACGCUCUCAGCCCAGAGCUCACUGUCGCCACGUAACCAAGAAUGCAGUAACGACGGUGCGUUUAGAACUAAAAACUGUUUUGACCAAUAGUCUGAGUGGCAAAUUCAGUGAGCACUCUUACAAUCAUUUCAUGAGGAAAUUAAGUGAAGUUUUUUUCUCUUUACAGAUCAACCUUUAUCUUCAGAUGGAAAAAGCUCCGCACAAAAAAGAAGAUUUGACGAUUGCAAACCACGUUCUUAAGUUAGCCACCAAGCUACUGAAGGUAUUACUUUAGAGGUUAAACACGGAUUGCACAAGGAUUCUAAAUUUAUUCAGAAUGGGCGCCGUAUCGCUCAAAAAGUUUAUUGUAUGCGACAUCGCCUGUUUCAAUAGCGUUUAGAUUCAGGUCUCAACGCUUAUGGAUUUCUGUUGAGUCGUGAGGACUUUUAACAAAAAUAAUCUUUCUCAAAUACCCCAUAGACAUAAAAAGAACCAAUUUAUCAGGAAAGAAAAGCAGAGUGUUUUUCGCAUCAUGAUAGUGAUUGCUAACCGUUAACUGCUUAUAUAUACAUUUACUGGUUAUUACAUGUAUUUAUUUAUUUAAAUGCUCACUUUAUUCGAGUGUCAAUGUAUUUAGCGCGAAAGUAGUAAUUGAGGACGCUGUUUUUACGUCUCCUACUGGAGACUGGACGGUUAUUAUACUUGGUCAACCGAGCCACGCGAAGGUCCAGCCGUUUGCAGGGCAAAGGGAGUACUUUCAUUUCUGAGGUAUUUUAAGAUCUGAUCUGGUCCCGGGAAUCGAAUCCACGCCCUCCUGCUCUGCAGUCAAGCGUCCUACCGACUGAGCUAGGCCUGCUGCAGUAUUUAUGUAUUUUUUUUAAUUUUUUUUUUUCAGGAAAUCGAAAGCCCGUUCAAGAUGUCUGGUUUGUCGAUGAACCCAUUGUUGUACAACAUUACUCGAGUGGUAGUACUGUCUCUUUUCUCAGGAGUCAUGUCUGAUCUGUUGGGCUUCAGACUAAAGGUACAAUUUCCUAAAAUCUCGUACCAUUUUACUUUGAGUAAGAAUUCAGUAGAGAAAUUUAGAACAACUUUACAACAUCUUUGCAAGGGCAUUAUACUUUCUGGUUUUCGGGAAGGGGACAACUGGAGAAGCCGCCGAAAAACCUCUUGGAGCUUGAACUCGUUUCUCGAAACUCCCCGUAAUUACAGGGCCCGGAAAACUCUCGUGUUUUCACGUGACAUUGAGGUUUCAAUCAUUUUUAAAUAAUACGAAAAAACCAUCAGUUUAAACAAAGUGGACUGGUUUGUUAGCUAGGCCCCUUUUUUGUAUUCUUUAGAUUCUGAUGUUAAUAUUUAGGUUUGGGGCUUUAGGUUCGGACAAACUUAAAGCAAGAAGCACACAUACACCAACCCACGACCUGGCCAGUACCUCACGCAUACGCACAGAGAUAUCACCCGGGCAGUGGCAGCCAUGGACAGCUGUUACGCCUUUAUUGGGGCUUAACAGCAUGGCAUAGCCGUCGGGUCAAUGAACGGGGGAAACCCCAUGUAUCAAACACCCUUCACUGCCGCGGCGAGUGCUAAGCACUCCUUUAAGCGCCAGUUCCACACAACAUGUUUAGGUUCGGCCCGUUUCCGAGCGCGAUAAUUACCGGGACCUUCGAGAAACAGACCCCAAGGAUAAGAACUAGCAACAAACUCAAGCCAUAUAUUGCUUCUCCCCUGGGGUUCGAACCCGGGUAAAAUUUGUGAGGCAAGGACUUCCUCUCACCUAAAAUAAAAACUCUCCGGUCUUGAUCCUUUCCUGGUGGGGGCCAGGGAGAGGAGAGGGGGAUCCAAACCUCCCACCCCCUGUAUCCCUUCGGCCCCAGGAUUCCCCCUGGCUCUCACCCUAUGUCCUCCCUCAUCUUUCUUUUGUGAGCGGUAUGUGAAUUCUUUUACUAUUUUGAAUUUCACUUCUAGGUGUGGAAGAUCAAGGCAUAG